GUGGGACAUUCAUCUCAAAGCUGUAAAACGCGUAGUUAUCUUUCUUGGUUAGAUCAAGUCUGUUUAUUGUUGAGAAUAAAAAAUGAACAUUGCAGUAACUGUGUUUAUGUUCGCACUGGCUGGGACAUUCAAUGUCAUUUUGGGCUUAGAUAACAACAGCACACAGACUCGUGGACUUGCUAGUACAGUGAAAAGAAGUGAUCCAACAAGAGACUUUAGAAUUGAAUCUGGAUCUGUUUACUUACAUCCUUGGACCGGAGUUAAGGAAAAGAAGGUGGCAAUAGUAUUUAGACAAGCAUUCUCAACACUGCCAUACAUAGUCUUGCAGCCCACUGUCUUAGAUCUUGACAAGAAUUUUAAUACUAGAUUAGUGAUCAAGGCUAUUGAUGUAACCCAGAACGGCUUCGUUUUACAGGUCUACACCUAUGCAGAUACCAUUCUCUAUGCCAUUGAGGUUACAUGGCUAGCUCUUAAUUAACUUUUGGAGAGUUGCAAUAUGAAGUCAAAGGAAUCAAUACAAGUAGCUAUUUUUAUGUAUUCGCUACAUUUUCUUUAUUUUCUAAACUAUUCUAAUUAUCUAAUGAUGCAAAAGGUUUCUUUUUUUUUUCAAUUUAGCUAUACAUAUUUAAAAUUUAGUUACAAGUAAAAAAAAAAGGUUACAAUUAUAUUUAACGUAAACAUUAAUGUAUUGUAACUGAUUAUACAAAAUAAAUAAUUGCAAUCUA
Messenger RNA from Biomphalaria glabrata, 725 nucleotides. RefSeq lists its product as uncharacterized. Lineage: Eukaryota; Metazoa; Mollusca; Gastropoda; Planorbidae. Gene Ontology annotation, molecular function: carbohydrate binding. The record is from RefSeq and is a predicted model, not a curated record. The coding region runs from base 83 to 478 and encodes 131 amino acids. Gene Ontology annotation, biological process: cell adhesion. The transcript has 3 exons.